Molecule: messenger RNA, 1786 nt
Organism: Diachasma alloeum
Lineage: Eukaryota; Metazoa; Arthropoda; Insecta; Hymenoptera; Braconidae
Product: cytokine receptor-like factor 3
Exons: 7
Coding region: 226-1743 (505 amino acids)
Source: RefSeq, a predicted model, not a curated record
GUUUUGUCAACACAAUAGGAGUCUAACCUCAAACUCCUCCAAACAUGACCCAAAAAUUCUCGUGAAACCGCCUGCACACAAUGCACAGCAGAUAAGGGAGUGCAUACUGAUCUCACAGACUGUUCGGUCAAGUAUUCAUGGCAGAACUUGACGAAGGCUUAUUUAGGCUCUGGGACGUUGGUUUGAGAAUCUCAAAAAAUGAAAAAUUGUAAUUAAACAUUAACAAUGGACAUCAAAGAGGACGAUAGUCUCGACGACUUGAACUCCACCCUGACCGAAGACUCUCAGCUAUUAGAAACCACUUCGGAGAAAUCCGAAGCACCGUCCGAAGGGGCAGAGCAAAAAUUGCGUUAUCGAGAAUUGAAGAAAAAGUUGGAAUCCACUGAAGAAAAAAUUUAUAAGUAUGAGGAGAGUAUCUCAAACAUAUCGAAAACGUCUUCGGAGGUGAUUUUCGGGUCUGUGAAUGAGGGAUCAAAAAGAAAUGAUUAUUCUCAGAAGACCAUAUCGAAUAUUCAGGAGUAUAUUAGGAAACUGGAGGAGCAGUUCAAGGAGUUGGAUAAAGCUGACGCUCAGGUUAUCAAAACCACAGACCGAGUAUUACAAGAAAUCGAUGAUUCGUACGACCACUUGAUCUCGAAUAUAGCGAAGGAGAUAAACAAAAAGCGAGAAUUGAUGAAGUUGGAAGCCAAAGUAUUCAAGAAUGAAAGCCUAGUCCCGUUGAAAGCCUGUCGAGAAGAAAUCCACAGGCAAAUAUUGAAGACUAAAAAGUCCAUUUCCACAAUCGAAAGCAUGAAGAAUGAAUACCACUCUAUGAGCCAUGUGGAGCGCCAUGAAUUAUUGAGUGCAGACAGACAAAUUGGAGGAAUACCAGCAGUGCCUUUCUUGGACGAACUCCCUUACCUAAACUUCAAGUCGCCAUCAAGAGCACAAGUCAAUGAACUCCUCAACAGAGUCUACAACAUGGGAACGAUCUUACGACUGGGUCCAGUUCAGAUAACGGAUAUAGAAGAAAAACCGGGGUCGGUAUUCGUCAAGUGGGGCAUCGCAGAUCCUGAAUAUGCUUUUGAGGAUCACAUUUACGUUCUCCAAAGGGCACUUGGAGAGGUCCUCGAUCCCACCUCCAACGAGUUUACGACAAUCUACGAGGGGAGUGAGGAGUCUUGCUUCGUUAAAAAUGUCGAAAUUAAUCGUCCAAUUACUCUCAGAGUUGGGAUUCAAUCGCUGGAGUCUGCGUGGAGCUCAAUGAGAAUUACCAAGACAUCAGUGCCAAAUUAUGGUUGGUCCCUCAAUAAUGAAGAUUAUAUGAUCACGAAUAAUGGAACAGUCGCAGCGAAAAUUAACGAUCACGUCAGUGCGGUAUUUUCCCGUGAAGCCCUCAUAGACGCCAAUCAAAUAAUUGAGUUCAAGUUUUUAGAAGUUCCAGCUCAAGUCAUGAGCGACGAAGGAAUCGCCUUAUUAUCAGAGCCUGGAGGAAAAAAUGACUCUUUGAGGCGAAGGGGAUCACUGAUGAUCACUGCGCGGGGUAAAAUUUUCAUGGAUGGAGAGGAGAAACUCAUGCAACUCCCCUCAGUCCACUCUGGUACGAGAAUCAUAUUCACUAUUGCGAGAAGGGAUGAAGAGACUUUACGAGUUAAUAUCGAAUGCUCGGAUAAGGCGGUCACUUAUUAUUGGAACGUUGAGACUCCACUUUAUUUCAGCGCCAGAUUUUUACAGUCGAAAAAAUGGAAUUUAAUGGUUAAAUAAAUUUUUAUAUGUAUGUUAAUAAAUCAGUUGUUGAGAACGUGAA